Molecule: messenger RNA, 1929 nt
Organism: Acinonyx jubatus (cheetah)
Lineage: Eukaryota; Metazoa; Chordata; Mammalia; Carnivora; Felidae
Gene: NOXO1
Product: NADPH oxidase organizer 1
Exons: 8
Coding region: 204-1322 (372 amino acids)
Biological process (GO): superoxide anion generation
Molecular function (GO): superoxide-generating NADPH oxidase activator activity; phosphatidylinositol binding; protein binding
Source: RefSeq, a predicted model, not a curated record
AGGAAGCUGGGAAGGACGGAGGGCAGGGCAGUGCUACAAAGACCCCGCAGGUCUGGGACGUCCCUGGGGAAUUCCAAUCAGUUUUCCGGGUGCUGGGGAGUCCCCCUCGCCCCUGUGAGCAAGGUCGCAGCGGGAUACUCGCAGUGGGUCGCCGCCCUUGGCUAGCUCCAGAAGCCCAAGUCCGUGACUCGAGAGGCACAGCGAUGGCAGGCCCCCGGCACCCCGUGUCGAUAUGCACACUGGCCCUAGUGCAGACAGAGCGGCAUCAGACAUUUGCCUUCUCUGUGAGCUGGUCGGACGACAGCGACACCUUUGUGCGCAGGAGCUGGGAUGAGUUCAAGACACUUCACAAGACCCUCAAGGAAACCUUCCCGGUAGAGGCGGGCCUGCUGCGGAGAUCAGACCGCGUUCUCCCCAAGCUUCGCGACGCAUCGCUGUUGGUGCUCGGGGGGCGCACCGGCCGCGGCCUAGCGCGCCUGCGGCUGCUGGAGACCUACUCGCGGGCGCUGCUGGGGGUGGCGGAGCGCGUGUCCCGGAGCCCGGCGCUCACCGGUUUCUUUGCGCCGCAACCCCUGGACCUGGAGCCCACACUGCCACCUGGCAGUCUGGUGAUCCUGCCUGCCCCUGAAGAGCCCACGCCCCGCCCACCGGACAGCCUCACCAUCCGUGGCCUGGAGGCUCAGAGCCUGCGCUGCCUGCAGCCUUUCAGCACCCAGGACAUGCAGGGCCGGCCUUUCCAAGCACGGGCCCAGGAGGCCCUAGACGUGCUGCUGCGACACCCCUCAGGCUGGUGGCUGGUGGCAAAUGAAGACCAGCAGACAGCAUGGUUUCCUGCUCCCUACCUGGAGGAAGCAGCCUUGGGCCAAGAGCAACAACCCCUAGGGAGUGGUGGGCCCCAAUUCUGCACUGCCCUCGCCUAUGAGAGCAGCCACGAGGAUGAACUGUCCGUGCCCGCAGGGGUGCGGGUGCGCGUGCUGGAAACUUCCGACCGCGGCUGGUGGUUGUGCAGGUUCGGCAGGCGCUCUGGUCUUCUCCCGGCCGUGCGGCUGCGACCAGAGGGUCUGGGCGCUCUCCUGAGUAGACGGGGGCUCCACCGCGAGGCCAACGGUGAGGAGAUUAGAGUGGGAGAGGCCCAAGGCUCCCCUGAGACCUCCCAGGCCGCGACCCUUCCCCCUACCGUGCCGGCCCGCCCCACGCUGAGCGCCAUUCAGAGCCGCUGCUGCACCAUCACCCGCAGGGCACUGCUGCGCAAGGACCCCCUUGAGGGUGUGUGGAAUUGCGCAGAGGGCAAGCCAAACGCUCCAGACCCCGGGGAGGACUGAUGCCAGCCACCACCAUCAGGGCUGGGGGAGGAGCAUGUGAGGGUGGGAACCUUGGCGGGAAGGGCCAGGAAGCUAUACUCCUCCAUCGCCUGAGUAAAGCUCUUCUGACUGAUCCACACCUCGUGUCUGCCUGUACUUAGGGGCAGGGCCUUUUGGAUCUUGGCCAGGCCAGGGCACAGGGGUGGGACCUGGGACCUGGGCUGAGACAAAGCCCCGACAGACACAGGGAAUCAGGGUAGACAAGUAAUCUUUCAGCAUGUUUCAGAGAGCAGAGGGGGCCACAGGCAGUGGGGGCAACUUCAUGUUGUGCCACAGAAAGUCCAGGAAGGUGGCUGCCUGCAGUGUCCGGCUGAGUCGCUGAAAAUGCCGCUCUGGAGGAGGACAGAGGGACGUCAGGGGGUCUGGCCGGGCCGCGCCCUGUCCCGCCGGCCCCCUUCCCCCCCACCACCUACCGGUGUAGGGUAGCAGGGCCUCGAGUGAGGCCUGCAGGCCCUGAUAGGCCAGGAGCUCUUCCGGGGCCUCGUGCCGCAGGAGCACACCCAGCACAGCUUGGGCUUCGUGGCAGUGCCUGGAGUUGGUGUUCCACGUGACACAGAAGCGCAGCAAG